Molecule: messenger RNA, 498 nt
Organism: Ostreobium quekettii
Lineage: Eukaryota; Viridiplantae; Chlorophyta; Ulvophyceae; Bryopsidales; Ostreobiaceae
Source: the annotation of a GenBank genome assembly
AUGGAAGAUGUUCGCGGCAUGCUGGCGACUGAAUGGCUGAGCUACAGGCGGCCGUCACCAGAGGCUGCGGCCUUUUAUGCACGUGUGAUCGCAACGGGCGCUCGAGGGGCGCCCGGGCUGGUGGGGGAGGGGAUGGGGGUCGGGGAGAGUUCCGGCGCGCUGCGCGGUCGGGACUGGGACCAACUGCCUUUUGGGAAACUGAGAUACAAGGCUCAACACUUUGUUGUACAUGUGUGUAGCACGUUUCCUGAAAGGGUGUUGAUCGGGUUGGAUGUGGGAAAAAUAGCCGCUCGAGUUGCAGGGCCUCGAAACAAAAGGCAAAGCUGGCCUCUGGUUUUGAGUGCCACAGGUGGCGACGGUUCCUUUUGUUUUGGGCCUUUGGGGGGCGCUCGCCGUGUUGGCGGGCGCCGUCGAUUUUGUGUGUCAGCGGAUUUCCUUCGUUGUAACGCCAAGGAAAGGGCAUUCCUGGACUGGCGUUUGUGCCUUUUUUCCGACUAA